GAACAAUAUCAAAGGCCAAAAUUCCAUUACACCAGCGAUUCCCACAAGUCACAGUGCAGAAAUGUUAUUGCGAGAUCAAGCGAGUAUCAAGCUCUUGGCCUCUUGCAGCUGAAAUCAUCUUAUCAUUUAUUUCUCACGUGCUGCAAUGUCUUCCUUUGGCAGCUCCUUGAUCAACAAGGGCCGAAAAGUUGUGCCAAAGGCAGCAGGCCGCCGUCGUCCCGGAGCUCCUCCAAGUACUGCAGCGACAGCCGUAGUCCCGACUCAGGACUCUGCAUCGGUAGCAUCGGGAAGAUCUAGUGCAGAUGCUUCGAAAACUCCGCAACCGGAUCUUGUAUCUACCCAAGCAACGUCACUCCAAAAUGUCGUUCCUUCGGAAGACUCCUUCAAUAGAUCGAUAGGAAAACCGUCAAGCGAUGGGUUGGUCACAGGUCCAUCAUCUCUGCCUCAGCUGGGUGGGCAAAUUGGUAUCAGUCGUCCACCUAACAAAUCGACUGAAGCAGCAAACCCGGUUCAUCCUCCGAGCUCAAACAAUGUACAUGCUGCGGAAGAUAUCAUUCCCCAAUUCUCCUCAAGCAACAUCCGACGGAGGAGCUUUUCUUCUGAAGUUGCUGAUUUCAGCCCAUCCAAACGUCAGCGAGUAGAGUCUCACGAAGUAAAUGAGCGGAGCACGAGCCCGCCAGAAGCUUCUAUGCCCCUUCGUGGUCGAGAUGAAGAUGAAAUACCAAUUGUCCAGGUCAGGAAGCGACUAUCACCAAAGGCGACAAAAUCAACGCCACCAAGAUCAGAGGAAAGAGUAGAAGCCCCAUCAGAGCAAGAUGAACUUGUGCCAUAUGAGGCACCAAUGACUUUAGAAGGCGAUCAAGACUCAAGCCAGCCUACUGCUACUGGAAUAUUUCAACCGGCUGUCGCGCCUGUGCUCACGACCACGGCGAAUGGUCCGAAGCCUCGAGCCAAGGGGGCUCGACGGAACCAGUGGCAGGUCACGACGCAAGCUGAUCUUGCUCCAACAGGCUCACGAGAAGAGACCGAAGUAGUUGAACACCUUGAGGAAAUGGGCGAUGCCGAGACUGAUCCAAUUACAGUCGUCGGACCUAAAGCCCGCAAGGUAAGGAAGGACAAGGGCAUAAAGAAAGGAUCAAUGAGGCGUUCUCAACGCAGCGAGGAAGCCUAUGACGAUGGGUCCAUCGUUGCGACGGGUGCACAAGUAUCAAGUGCUCAACCUACCGUGGAGCAAGAGGAAGCACUUGUGUUAGCAGCUACAAAAGGAAGAGCCAUCGCUCCUCAGCCACCUCCUGCUUCUGUUGUCUCUGCGGACUUGCCAGCUGGGCCCGAUCCGCUACACGAGCCUUCACCUGAAGAUGAUGUUGCAGAACCAACUUCAACUUCAGCUCGAUUGCGGAACGUCCAAAAAAGACGUGCAAAACAAAAGGCAGUCGAGGCUGCGAAAUCGCGUGCUUCAGCAGCACAGACUGCAGCCGCAAUAGACGCUGCUGUAGCACAAAGUAUUGAGGGCAUAUCCUCGCCAUUCCCGCCAAGCACAUCAAAUCCAGUGUUCAGAGUUCAAUCUCAGGAAGCUAGUUCACGCUCUCGACGAUCCACGUCUGCUAUUACGGAUGCUUCGGAUGUUACUCAGGCCACGGAAGGUGGACCACGCCAACGCAAGCGAUACCGUCGACAAGCCACACCUCCGGGUAACGAAACCGUCUUCAUUGCUGACAAAGUUACACCCAUGAUCAGCUUAGUCGGCCGCGAUACCGAGAACCGAGUUGGUAUGCGAAGUACCAUGGAGAUGAAAAUGCGUGACAUAGACUGGAAGGAUAUCAAGAGACGUCAUGCUGAACAAUUCAGGCAAGCCGCUGUGCUAAAGGGCAAAAGAAGGACAAACGACUUCGACGUCAUCUUUGGCCGCCAAGAAACCCCGCCUGAGUCAAGAUCUACUCCGGCUGGAGAUGGUGAGGGUGGCGAUGAUGAUGACGACGACGACGACGGAAGUAUUCUCGAGAAACGAAUUCUUGCCCGAGAGAAGAGAUUUGGGAAAUCUACGGGCAUGCGAAUAACUAUAGUAAACGGCGAGCACCGUAUGGAUGACAGUCAAAAUCAAGGACAACGGGACUCUGAGCAUGUUGACGACCAGGUUGCUGAGGCUGAUGAGAUAGAUAUUGAUGAGCUCACCAAGCGCCGGUUUAAUGUGCAUACGUUUAUUACCUGGAAGCGCCGUGACCCUGAAGAGCGUGUGUACCAAUCCAGCCGUUGGAGUGAAGAGGAAACUGAGAAAUUCUAUGAGGCAUUGAGAUGUUGCGGUGUUGAUUUUGGAAGCAUGGCGGAGUGGUUUCCGGGUCGCAUCCGACGGAGCAUAAAGCGAAAAUUCAACGUUGAGGAGCGUAUUAAUCCCGAACGUAUCAAUCAGACACUGAACGAACAUAUGAUGCUUGUCACGGGCAAGGAACUUGGAGAUGAUGGAACAGGCUGGGAUUUGGCCCAGUUUCACGCUAAUGGUGCUGGAAGACAUUUGAAGGAUCCGCGCGAGGUGGAGAUGCAGCUCGCAAAGGAACGAGCAGAGAAGGAGAUUGAGAUUGCAAAGGCAAAGAAGGAAUACGAGGCUGAGAAGGCCAAUCAAAAGCUUGCAGGGAUGCAAUCUGAAAACUAUGAGGAAGAGGAUGAGGAAGAAGAUGGCAGUGUCGAAGCUGGAGUGGAUGAUGACAUAGAAGGUGAUGGCGAAGGCGAAGAAAAUGACGACGGAAAUGAGUAUGGAAAGGAGGAGGAGGAGGAGGAGGAGGAGACUAUUGGUGACGUGAUCGAGGAUCUCAAAUCAACGCGCAUGGAAGGAAAGCGUAAGGACAGAGCGGCCGCGGAAAGGGCUAGCACAGAGGAAGAUAAUGAUGAGGAAGAGAGCGAAGAAUAUAACGAAGCCGAUGAGCGAGACGUCGUGCCAACGGUGGAACUCGACGAGGACGACGAAGAAGUGUACUACGAAGAAGAGGACGAAGCGCCGCCUGAAUGGGAUGACGAGUAAGCGCUUUCACUUGGCCUCGGUCAGCAGUGCGAAGUAUAGCAGAAAACAUCGAGAGCUAUUCUCAAGGGAAACAGAGUGGUCGAGGAUUCUUUUACGUGAUCUGCGUGCUCUUUAUUACGAAUGCAUGAGCUAUCUUUCCG
This is a messenger RNA of Verruconis gallopava, 3153 nucleotides long. RefSeq lists its product as uncharacterized. Gene Ontology annotation, cellular component: transcription factor TFIIIB complex. Gene Ontology annotation, biological process: RNA polymerase III preinitiation complex assembly. The record is from RefSeq and is a predicted model, not a curated record. The transcript has a single exon. Bases 146 to 3013 code for a protein of 955 amino acids. Lineage: Eukaryota; Fungi; Ascomycota; Dothideomycetes; Venturiales; Sympoventuriaceae. Gene Ontology annotation, molecular function: TFIIIC-class transcription factor complex binding.